Cryptococcus amylolentus CBS 6039 is the source of this 1495-nucleotide messenger RNA. Its product is annotated as meiotic recombination protein DLH1. NCBI's taxonomy places the organism in Eukaryota, Fungi, Basidiomycota, Tremellomycetes, Tremellales, Cryptococcaceae. Gene Ontology annotation, cellular component: condensed nuclear chromosome; nucleus. The record is from RefSeq and is a predicted model, not a curated record. Bases 56 to 1210 code for a protein of 384 amino acids. Gene Ontology annotation, molecular function: double-stranded DNA binding; DNA strand exchange activity; single-stranded DNA binding. The transcript is spliced from 13 exons. Gene Ontology annotation, biological process: DNA repair; mitotic recombination; DNA recombinase assembly.
UGUUGCAAGUGGACGCCAGGCUGCACAGUUGCAUUGAGCGGGGAGGGGCCAUCGCAUGCAGUGGCAGUCGGCGCAUCCCGCCCAAACACAACACCGUCAGCCACAUUCCACGCUCAGACCUCCUUUCCCGUCCACUCAACCUCCCAUUCUUAUCCCUCUUUCUCAUUUCCAUCUCAUUCCGCUCACCUUUGCACCCGGCACAAGUAAGCACCAGGAUAUGUCAGACAACGAGGAAGAGGCCACUGUCAGCUUCGAGUCUGUCGACGAGUUACAGCAGCAUGGAAUCAAUGCUCUCGACAUUGCCAAGCUCAAAGCCGCGGGUAUCGUCACCAUUGUCGGCGUCGCCCAGACUCCGCGCAAGAAUCUCCUCAAGAUCAAGGGUCUCUCAGAGGCCAAGGUAGAAAAGCUCAAGGAAACAUGCGCAAAGAUGUUGCCUCCCCCCUUCCUGACCGGCACAGAGAUCGCAGACAAAAGGCAGAACGUUGUGUACAUUACCACAGGCUCCAAGUCUGUCGACGCCAUGCUCGGAGGAGGUAUCGCAACUCAGAGCAUUACCGAGAUUUUUGGCGAGUACCGAACUGGCAAAACCCAGCUUUGUCAUACCCUCUGUGUCGCCACCCAGCUCCCCGAAGACCAAGGCGGCGGAGCUGGCAAAGUCGCUUACAUCGACACCGAGGGCACCUUCCGUCCUGACCGUGUCCGCGCCGUUGCAGACCGCUUUGGUGUCGACUCUGGCAUGGCACUCGACAAUGUACUCUGUGCGAGGGCAUGGAGCAGCGAGCAGCAGUGCGAUCUACUGGUGGAUCUGGCCAUCCGGUUCGUGGAAGAUAGGAGCUACAAGCUGUUGAUUGUGGACAGUAUCAUGAAUCUGUUCCGUCAAGACUACUCUGGUAGAGGAGAGCUCUCCGAGAGGCAACAGAAACUGAAUCAAUUCCUCGCCAGGCUGCAAAAGCUUUCUGAAGAGUUCAACCUUGCCAUCGUACUGACCAACCAGGUCCAGGCCGAUCCUGGUGUAAGCCCCGAGUUCUAUACCCCCAGAUUUGGACUCACAGGAAUAGGCCGCUGCAAUGUUUGCCGCUGCCUCGAUGGCCAAGCCGGUCGGUGGUCACGUUCUCGCUCAUGCCUCUGCUACUCGUAUCGCUCUCCGAAAAGGUCGAGGCACAGAGCGUAUCGCCAAGCUUCAAGAUUCGCCCGAUAUGCCAGAAGGUGAAGCAACGUACAACUUGGGAUCAGGAGGUUGGGAAGAUCCCAACUAACAAUAUUUCGUUCAUAUCAUUUCGGACUUUCGCAUCAUCAUCACGUGUUGUAUAUACUUGCCAAUCUACUGCCUUAUAUAUAAGGGUAUUACUGCCGAGUUCUUUGCCUGCUUAGACUUGAUAGACUAUCAACUUCAUCGAGGAUAUGUUUAUCAGUAUACUGUAUUGUAUCUAGCAUGAGACGCCAAAUGAAGGACAUCUCCCGUCCAUCAAUUGGGCAAGCAUAUUUCCAUUAGUCA